UCAUUGGAGUUCUAAUCUGGUCUAUAGAAAGUAUAGGUUGAAUACUGUAACUGUAAUUUAUUCUUCUUUACAGUCAGGAAACAUUUUAACCGAACGGGUCUGAUAUUCUGAGCAUAUUAGCCUAAACACAAAUGUGAUUGCCUUAGAAUCCCCAAACCACCCCAUCAGAUUUAGAGCAGAAGAGCAUGCAAAAUGUCCAAACCCAACUCAACAGAUGGGAAGAGUGCCCUGGUGCAGGCGCUGAGGAAGGCCUCUCCUACCAGCACCACUGAAUCCGACUCGUACCAGGAGUGCAGCAAGUUUUUGGUUACCGCCUACCCUACAAGAGGAGAUGAGGGCGGUGCAGUCUGGGCGAUUAGAGGCUCGCAGGGGUCAGAGUUACAGAGAAGUAGGGGGACGUUGGUGGAAGAGAGCUCAAAGGAGAAAGCUCACAGGAUGUGGAAGUUCCUCAGGUCGGGAAUGAAGCAGAACAUGGACGAGAUGAUCGGCUUAGAUAACAAACCCAGCGUUCUCAUCCACGGCCUCCAGCACUUGUGCCAUUUCCCCUCCGUCGACCCAGUGCUCCACAUGACCUACGGCGAGGGGGCGGCAGGUUUCGUCAGCCUUCACAGGAAUGGCGUUGUCACUUUCUACCACCCAGACGGGCGUCUCCGAGACGCCCCAUGCACCUCCGUUCCCUAUGCGGGCCUCACGUCCACUCGACUCCCUGGGCGUCUGGCGGGCUGGGGCCCCGGGUCGAGGCUAACGCUGCUGGACGGCGAGCUGAGGCUCCUCGCGGACGCUCUGGACCCCCUGGAUGUGCGGGUGUGCCAGGUCACGGAGCGGUCCCUGGAGCUGGUGACGGCGGGUAUGGGGAACGUGUGUGUGUGGUGUCUGACUCCCAUGGUGUGCCAGGUGAGGGUGACAGAGGGCUUUGGGCACGACAGCAUUUUUACCCAGCUGGCGUUGGCCCCGGGUGGUCCCGAGAGACCUCACAGGGCCUUUGUCUUUUACCGCAAUGCUGUGGUGGUUGUUAACCUCACUGCCGGGCACGUUUUGGAACACAGAAGGAACCUCCACCCACGGGAUAUCACUGCACUGGCUUACAGCUCUUCUUCAGAUUGUGUGGUCACUGCAUCUAAAGAUGUGUCCAUUCGAGUGUGGGGUCCCGACUGGAGCCUGCAAAUGGCAUUCGUAGGGCACUCGGGUCUGGUGACCUCUCUGGUUAGCUGUCCUGAGUCCGGCCUGCUGCUCUCUGCCUCCCUGGACGGGACGCUGCGUUCCUGGAGCCUGGAAGAGGGCGACCAGGUUCAGUGUGUCCUCUUCCAAGGAGUGGCGCCCCCUGUGGCCCUGGGGGGUCCCAUGAAAGGGGCCACCUUCUAUACAUUCUCCCAGCGUGGGGUGGACUUCUGGACCAGCACCAGCCUGUAUGAUCUACACUGCAGGCUUGGAGGGAAACUGGGCGGCCCGGUCAGACAGAUACUGGUCACCCCUUCCCAGCCUCCCUACCCCACACGCGUGCUCUGUGUCAGUGGGGACAGUGACAUCACACUGGUCGCCGCGGAGACGGGGGACGUCCUGACCUCUUUCAGCGCAGGGCGGCGGGUGAGGUGCGCAGAGUACUGCUUGACUAAAGAGAUGGCGCUGGUCCUGAUGGAGGACGGAGCGCUGAUCUGGGCCAGCACGCUGACCAAUCCAGCGACACUCGUGGAUGAGCUGGAGGGGUUCGGGCAGCGGCCGUGGCAGAGGGAGGAGCAGACAGACAUUGAGGGGGAUAAGGGGCUCGCAGGGCCCGGCCCGGCCUCCUGCAUGGUACUCUACAGCAACAUAGCCGACGGACAGAGAGCACUGGAGGACUGGAAGAGCCUGCAGGAUCGCAGAGGCCAAAGACCCAGCAACAAGAAACCUCUUCAAGACGCCAAGAAUCGGUUCCUGGUGAUGUCGGGGCACGACCAUGGCUGUGUGAGCGUGCUGAGGCUGGAUACGGGCAAGCUGCAGUACCGGACCCCAGCCCACCACGGCCAGAGAAUCCCCUCCCUGGAGGCAGACCCGGAGCACAGCUACCUACUCACUGCAGGCGAGGACAAGGCGGUGCUGGUCUGGAAGGUGUUCCCCUACGCCCAGGAGUGUCUCAGUCUGCUCUUGAACAUCGUCUGUGGGCAGCCUCCGCUCCGCUUGGCCCUGCUGGGGCCUCUGCUGGCCCUGGCCUUCCAGGAGCCCGCUACCGCCACCUAUGGGCUGGUGCACUUCAAUCUGCUCAACCAGAGUCGUGCCGACCAUGAGCCCAGCGAUGACCAUCUGGACGCUAUCACAGGUCUCUGUGUGUGCCCGCCUCUCAGAGUCUUUGCCUCCAGCAGUCAGGACGGAACAGUUCGCCUCUGGGAUGAAGAGAACUGCCUCCUCAGGACCAUCCACCUGAGUGCAGAGCCUGAGUGUCUGGCCUACAGUGGGGAGAGAGGAGACCUGCUCCUGGGCAUCAGAGGGGACCUGUACAGGAUACGCAGCACCCAUCUGCCCCACGACUUCCAUCUCCAGCUCUGUACUGAGAUGUCAGAUACUGUCCCUGACCAGCCCAUCAAUCCCACCCCAACGACCAAGACCAAGGGGUGGGGGAAUUGGAAUGAAUACACCCCUGGAUUUUGUCCUAACCAGGGGCCUGUGGUUUCUGCCAUGCCAGAGGAACAACCCCAGGGAAAGCAAGACCUGAACAAAGACCCUGUGUACGAGGGGUUGCUGGCUCGGAACAGAGACCUGGCAUCACUUCAGGAGGGCACCGCAGAGAGAAAGAAGAGGAAACCCCCAGCUACCCCAAUAACCAGAAAGGAGGCCUUCGACCGUUACAUGAGGAUGAUCUACAGCCCGCUUUUCAAUAUCAAGGUCGGCGAUGAGGACAUGUUUGAUCUUCACGCAGCUCUGUUUCCUCCGAAACUCCCCGAGCUUCGCCCGCUCACCCCACCCGCUUCCAGGGAGGGCUUCUUCCCGAACUCCAAUUUGGCCAAACCUUUGCCACCCGUGACCAAUCCGGGGCAGGUUGGUGAGCCAGCUCCAGCGCAGAGAAACCCAAUGGGCUUCAAACCUAACUCGGUGCUGGUGGGCCAGCUGUGGCCAGACGUGGUGGUGGAGAACACAGUCCCGAAGAAGACAUUUAGGCUGACAUUUAGGGAACCCCCGUGCCCAGAGCAGGAGGUGGCGGAUGAAACCGAUGACGUCAAGCUUCUGGUUCAUCGGAUCGACGAGGAACUGGACAUAUGUCCCCCUGUAAUGCUGGUGGGUACCCCCCCAGAACACGAGAGCCCCCCGCUUCCCCCUCCCCUGCCUGAGAAACCAGCCUACGCAGAGAAGACACCGAAACCGGGAACACUACCACCCACUCCCCCUAGAACAUGGACACCGUCCCCGCCUCGCACAUCCAUCCCAGAGAUCCCUGGAUUCCUCAGACAGUUUCUGGAGGAGGACUGGUUUAAGGGCAUCUACCCAGACCAAAGGCUUAUCCAAGGGUCACUGUGCCCAGAAGAAUUCUCCAUGCAGAUUCUGGAACACAUGCAGGCUUGUGGAGACCAGCCCAAGUUGAAGAUGCUGGAUGCGCUGCUCGCUCUGUGCCAACAGGGGGAGCUACAUGACACAAAGCAGCUCAGCAAAGGGCUUUUGGUCACUCUGCGCAAAAGCAUCUCAUCGAAUAUGACCAACGAUGAGCGGCGGGUGGUAAGUGAAAUUGUCAAUGUGUUGGUGUGUGUGAGUCCUGACAGCAACGAGAUCAUCAUGACAUUACUCACUCUGCUGGCCCACAAAGACCUAAAGCUACGGAGCAUGGUGCUGUGUCUGCUGAAGGAGAUGGGCGUGAAGGAGGCUGACCCAUGGCUGGUCCUCCAGGUUGAUUCUUGGGGCUCCAUAGCCCGGGACCAAACCGACUGCUGGGAGAGCCUGAGUGAGAUGGCUGCAGAAUGGCUGGAUUGCUUGACCUCAAAAUACCAGAUGCAGAACCGGGCUAUAUUUCUAACGGAGACCGGGAAUAAAAACCUAUUCACAUGUGUGGACGUGCUCAAUUACUUCUGCCAGGAAAGGGCAGAGUCGUUGAAUGCACCGCCCAUCCCACAAGAGGGACGCAAAAGAACUGUAUUGCUCCUCCCUAAAUCCCUCAGGUCUAAGCCAAUCCAGCGUCUUGGAGAGACCUACACCAUGUCGAGAAUACGCAGACCUCCAGGUGUGAUCCUGCCCCCUCUCCCAAACCGGCCUGUUCUCAUGGGCUUCACCCGUUUCCUCACCCUGCCCCUGCCCAAGGUCAGCCCGCUCCCCUUUCGGGUCCACGCGGACCAGCACCGUCUUGAGGCCUCACCACGACGCUACUUCCUCCUGGAGCAGUCCUAUGUGAAUUAUUACAGAUAAGUCUCCCAGGCAGCCAGGUUUUACUCCCUCAGCCAAGAUUUUUCCACCUCUCCAACAAUGACCAGCCAAACAGAAAACGCCUUGUUUAAAUGAAACAUAUCUUUAGU
Esox lucius (northern pike) is the source of this 4469-nucleotide messenger RNA. RefSeq names its product WD repeat domain 97 (gene wdr97). Lineage: Eukaryota; Metazoa; Chordata; Actinopteri; Esociformes; Esocidae. The coding region runs from base 193 to 4362 and encodes 1389 amino acids. Gene Ontology annotation, molecular function: protein binding. The transcript has 22 exons. The record is from RefSeq and is a predicted model, not a curated record.